Molecule: messenger RNA, 2051 nt
Organism: Theobroma umbraticum
Lineage: Eukaryota; Viridiplantae; Streptophyta; Magnoliopsida; Malvales; Malvaceae
Gene: OST1
Product: Protein kinase superfamily protein
Biological process (GO): protein phosphorylation
Cellular component (GO): nucleus
Molecular function (GO): protein serine/threonine kinase activity; ATP binding
Source: RefSeq, a predicted model, not a curated record
UCCAGUCAUUUCAGCACACUUUUCACUCAUUCAUAGGCCAAUCAUCGGCCGACUCUCCGCCUCUGAGAAUUCCCAAACUCUGAAGGAAGCCAAAGUAUCUCUCUUUCUCUCCCUUCCUCUCAGUUUUGGAUAAAACAGAAACAGAACAAACAAAAAAAAUAAAAGAGGGGAGAACCCAUUAAAGUCAGUAAAAACUUUCUUUUAAACAGAGAGGGAAGGAAAGUAAAAUCUGCGGUUAGAAAAAGAGGGGAGGAAAUAAAAAGGCCACAUAAAAUCCUUCAAGAAAGAAGAAGUUCACGAGCUGUCUUCUUUGUUUCUUUCUUAAAUCUGUCCCCAGAAAAUCAUUCAAAAAAGGAAAAGAAACAAGAAGUUCAGGUGGGUAAAGAUUUCACGGGCAAAAACCCACUUCUUCACCAACCAAAACAGAAAAAAAAAACACACAUCGAACGGUUAUUUUACUGCCACGUCACCCCACCACCAUCACCGCCUAGCUCGAUCUCAAACUGGGUGUCUCUGAAACCGUGCUAUGAUAAUGUGAGUGCUUUUUGUUUGGCACUUUUCCUUUUCUUUUCUUUUCUUUUUUGGUCUGGGGUUUCUCUUUUUAAAGGUUUAAGCUUUGGUCGAGUAAAAGAGAAAAGAGAGAAAUGGAUCGAUCAGCAAUAACAGUAGGACCUGGGAUGGACAUGCCAAUCAUGCAUGACAGCGAUCGUUAUGAACUGGUUAGAGAUAUCGGUUCAGGGAAUUUCGGGGUGGCUAGGUUGAUGAGAGAUAAGCAGACUGAGGAGCUUGUUGCUGUUAAGUAUAUCGAGAGAGAUAGAUGAAAAUGUACAAAGGGAAAUUAUCAACCACAGGUCACUGAGGCAUCCAAAUAUUGUCAGAUUCAAAGAGGUCAUAUUGACACCAACCCAUCUGGCUAUUGUGAUGGAAUAUGCAUCUGGAGGAGAGCUAUUUGAGCGGAUAUGUAAUGCAGGCCGGUUCAGUGAGGAUGAGGCACGCUUUUUCUUUCAACAGCUUAUAUCAGGAGUCAGUUAUUGUCAUGCAAUGCAAGUAUGCCAUCGGGACUUGAAAUUGGAGAACACAUUACUGGAUGGGAGUCCAGCUCCUCGUUUGAAGAUUUGUGACUUCGGGUAUUCCAAGUCUUCAGUACUGCAUUCACAACCUAAAUCAACUGUUGGAACUCCAGCUUAUAUAGCUCCUGAAGUGUUACUAAAGAAAGAAUAUGAUGGAAAGGUUGCGGAUGUCUGGUCUUGUGGGGUAACCUUAUAUGUUAUGUUGGUCGGAGCAUAUCCUUUUGAAGACCCUGAGGAUCCUAAGAACUUCCACAAAACAAUACAUCGAAUUGUAAAUGUCCAGUACUCAAUCCCGGACUAUGUCCAUAUAUCUCCUGAGUGUCGUCAUCUAAUCUCAAGGAUUUUUGUGGCUGACCCAGCAAAGAGGAUAUCCAUUCCUGAAAUUAAGAAUCAUGAGUGGUUUUUAAAGAACCUACCAGCAGAUCUCAUGGAUGAGAAUGCAAUGAACAGCCAGUUCGAAGAACCUGAUCAACCUAUGCAAAGUGUUGAUGAUAUUAUGCAGAUCAUCUCUGAGGCCACUAUUCCUGCGGCUAAUACAAAUAGUCUGAAUCAUUAUUUGACUGGUAGCCUGGACAUUGAUGAUGAUAUGGAAGAGGACCUGGACAGUGAUCCUGAACUUGACAUUGAUAGUAGUGGAGAGAUAAUAUAUGCGAUGUGAUUCUGAUCGUGCCCGUGUGCUGAGAAGGGUGGUCAUCCAAUGUUCAUUGAAGUUUAACCUUGGAAAUUGGAGCUUUGGGUGGGAAAGGACAAAGGAGGUAUCAUUUUCUUGAAAGUGGGGGACAGUAUAGGUAGGGAUUUCUCCGUCAAGCGAGAAUCCAGCAUUGUGCUUGUGUUCUCUGUAUCACUAAAUGCCCUGCCACUUUGAAGUGGCAUAUGUACUGUUUUUGUAAUCUUGUAACACCUGUAAUGAAGUCUUAACUUUGUCUUUAAUUGUACCGGUGACACCUUGUCUCCAUUUCUAGAAAGUUUGUUAUAGACUUA